Molecule: messenger RNA, 1166 nt
Organism: Trichechus manatus latirostris (Florida manatee)
Lineage: Eukaryota; Metazoa; Chordata; Mammalia; Sirenia; Trichechidae
Gene: LRRC69
Product: leucine rich repeat containing 69
Exons: 8
Coding region: 123-1166 (347 amino acids)
Molecular function (GO): protein binding
Source: RefSeq, a predicted model, not a curated record
UCUGAUGCCUCCCACCUUCAACAUGGUAGAUCUCAGAACGUUUUUAUUUCUAUGACACACGAGUUCUAAGAACUCUAAUCCAUAAUGGUUACCUCUCCAUUUUCUACUCCUCUUUGAAGUCCAUGGCUGAGAGAUUGUUAGUAGGAGCAUUGAAGGGUGGUAAACGUACUAAAAUUGUUACCCUGAAUGGAAAGAAAAUUACAAAGAUGCCCUCAGCAUUAGAAAAGCUGUCUGGCCUUAAGAUUCUAUCCUUGAAGAAUAACCUAAUCCCCAAAGUGUGCCCAGAGAUAAGCACCUUGACUCAGCUGACAGCACUAAAUCUGGGAAACAAUCUUUUAGAAGAAGUUCCAGAAGAGCUGAAAUACCUUACAUCCCUGAAGAAACUCCAUUUAUUUGGAAAUAGGAUUCGUAGAUUUGUACCUGGAUCAUGUGAUGGUUUACAAAACUUGGUCCUGCUUAAUCUGAACAACAAUCUGCUUACGUGUCUUCCUCAAGAAAUCGGCAGGUUAAAUAGUCUUUCAUAUUUGACCAUAAACUAUAACCAACUAGCCAGCAUUCCUAAAGAACUUUGUUUACUUGAGAAUCUUUCUGAACUACAACUUAACUACAAUCAGCUUAUUUGCAUACCUGGACAGAUUAAGUUCUUGAAGAAGCUCCAGAAACUACUUCUGGCCAGGAACAACAUUGACGAUUUGCCAGAGGGCAUUUGUGAUCUUACAAACUUAAGAAUCCUAGACAUAGCUGGAAAUAUUGUUCAGGUUUUUCCACCCCAAUUUCAGAACCUGCAGCUGAAGGAAUUCUACUGUGAAGGGAACCCACUGGUCCUGAGGCAGCCAGUUCAUGCUGUGGAGCAGGAGGAUGUCUGGAGUUUACAGGAAAUAGCAUCAAGAUUUGUAAUGAAUCAGCUAGCAGAAAAUAAUCCUUUACUAAUGCAAGCCAUAGAAUGCUACCCACAGAUCAGGAAUAUAAUCUCUCGUGGAAAAGAAUGUGCAAUAUGUGGAAAGUCCUUUCUAACCACGUGUCUGGAAUGUGUUGAGUUUGUUCCUCCAUCGAAGAACUGGAAGAUAAGCAAAAAUUUACAAUUGAUACCUCUUCGAAUAUUAAUUUGUUCUUACAAAUGUUUUAAUCAACGUGGCCCUGACCUCUUUGGAAUUGCUCAGGUGUAG